AUCAUCCAUCUCUGUUCAUAACACACACACCUCCCUUCAUGAUCACUGAUCAGGAAACAGAACAGAGGAAGCAGCUCGGUCUUUCCACGACACGUCUUCAUCAAAACAAGAUGAAAAAAUUAUUUUUGUUGCUUCUCUUCUGUCAAGUUUCAUCAUCAGUGAAACACUCUCUGAAAUAUUUUACAACUGCAUCUUCUGGAGUCACAAACCUCCCAGAGUUUGUGGGAACUACAGUCUUUAAUGACAUUCUGAUAGGUUACUGUGACAGCAACACAAAGAAGAUAGAAAUAAAACAUGACUGGACAAAAAAAAUAUCAGAAGAAAAUCCUGAGCAGUUGGAGUGGUACGCUAUAACAUGUUUUCGGAGUGAUCCAAACUUCUUCAAUGCCACGAUAAAUACUUUGAAGCAGCGCUUCAACCAAAGUGGAGGUGUCCACAUUUUACAGAGGGUGACUGGUUGUGAGUGGGAUGAUGAGACUGGAGAGGUUCAUGGUUUCAUGCAGUAUGGAUAUGAUGGAGAAGACUUCGUAUCAUUUGACCUGAAGAAUUUGACAUGGAUCGCUCUGAACCCACAGGCUUCCAUCAUGAAAAAGAAAUGGGAUGCUGACAAAGCCGGAAUACACUUAAUUGUGAAUGUCCUCACACAGAUUUGUCCUGGGGGGCUGGAGAUGUGUUUGACCUAUGGCAACAGCUCUCUGCUGAGAACAGAGCUUCCCUCAGUGUCUCUCCUCCAGAAGACUCCCUCCUCUCCAGUCACCUGCCAUGCUACAGGUUUCUACCCUGACAGAGCCAUGAUGUUCUGGAGGAAAGAUGGAGAGGAGUUUCAUGAGGACGUGGACCAUGGAGAGAUCCUCCCCAACCAUGAUGGAACCUUCCAGAUGAGCAUCGACCUGAACCUUUCAUCAGUCACACCUGAAGACUGGAGGAGGUACGACUGUGUGUUUCAUCUCUCUGGUGUAGAGGACGACAUCGUCACCAGACUGGACAAAGCAGAGAUCAGGACCAACUGGGAGGAGCCGAGUCACAUGACCGUCCCCAUCACUGCUGCAGUGCUUGUUCUUGCUGUCGUCCUCAUCGCUGUCACUGGAUUCAUCAUUUACAAGAAGAAGAAAGCCUCACGUCCUCCAUCUUCUGCUGACAACAACAUUGAGCUCUCUGAGAAACUGAAUCCAGAGACCUUGAAUAGAGGAGACACUUCAGCCAAAUACAGAGUUCCUCAUUUAGACUUUUUAGAAGACUCAUCUGAGCUGCGUCUAAAAGUUAAAAACAUGAAGACCUUCAUCAUCUUGUCCCUCUUGAUCCACUUUGCAUUUCCAGUGAAACACUCCCUGGACUAUUACUAUACUGCGUCUUCCGGAGUCACAAAGUUCCCAGACUUUAUUGGAACUCUGGUGCUUGAUGGCAGCCUGGCUGUUUACUGUGACAGCAACAAACAGACAGUAGAAGCCAAACAGGACUGGAUGAAAAGAUUCUUUGACGACAACCCUAAGCACUUGGACUUAUACACCGGGCAGUGUGUGGCUGAAAUAGACUACUUCAAAGCCACGAUUGAAACUUUAAAGGAGCGCUUCAACCAAACUGGAGGCGUCCACAUUCUGCAGAGGCUGAACGGCUGCGAGUGGGAUGAAGAGACUGACGAGAUUCGUGGUUUUAAUCGGUACGGUUAUGACGGAGAAGACCUCAUAGCUUUUGACCUAGAGAAACUGACGUGGAUCGCCCUGAACCCGCAGGCUGACACCAUCAAAGCGAAAUGGGACGCUGACAAACCAAAGAUAAAAUACAAUAAGAACUACCUCACUGAGAUUUUCCCUGACUAGUUGAAGAAGUAUUUGGUCUAUGGCAACAGCUCUCUGCUGAGAACAGAGCUUCCCUCAGUGUCUCUCCUCCAGAAGACUCCCUCCUCUCCAGUCACCUGCCAUGCUACAGGUUUCUACCCUGACAGAGCCAUGAUGUUCUGGAGGAAAGAUGGAGAGGAGUUUCAUGAGGACGUGGACCACGGAGAGAUCCUCCCCAACCAUGAUGGAACCUUCCAGAUGAGUGUCGACCUGAACCUUUCGUCAGUCACAGCUGAAGACUGGAGGAGGUACGACUGUGUGUUUCAUCUCUCUGGUGUAGAGGACGACAUCGUCACCAGACUGGACAAAGCAGAGAUCAGGACCAACUCAGGUGAGACUGGGACCUGUAACACGUGUAGACGAGUUGUUAGGAUCCUUAACCUUGAGCUGACGGCAUGAAUGUGGUUUCUAUCA
Larimichthys crocea (large yellow croaker) is the source of this 2249-nucleotide messenger RNA. RefSeq lists its product as uncharacterized. The record is from RefSeq and is a predicted model, not a curated record. Lineage: Eukaryota; Metazoa; Chordata; Actinopteri; Sciaenidae. The transcript has 11 exons. Gene Ontology annotation, biological process: immune response. Gene Ontology annotation, cellular component: external side of plasma membrane.